AUGGCGCCGCAGCAACCAAGCCUCGAUCGCACGUUUGUGAAUCUGACGCACGAUCCCGCAGCGGGACGAGGCGCAAGGCGCACGUAUAUCCGGCGGGCGGUGAUGAAAAGCUACCACGAGCGCCGAAACCAGAAGAAGAGAGCCUCGAAGUUGGAGGCUGAGGUCGCUGAAAAUAGAGCUGGAAGAAGUCCUCUGCGCUGAUACCCAAGUUCAUUCUUUUUGAACGAAAACAAUUCUCCGAGCCACCAAUG
Messenger RNA from Trichoderma atroviride IMI 206040, 251 nucleotides. Lineage: Eukaryota; Fungi; Ascomycota; Sordariomycetes; Hypocreales; Hypocreaceae. The record is from RefSeq and is a predicted model, not a curated record.